Messenger RNA from Homalodisca vitripennis (glassy-winged sharpshooter), 765 nucleotides. RefSeq lists its product as uncharacterized. The record is from RefSeq and is a predicted model, not a curated record. Bases 1 to 765 code for a protein of 254 amino acids. The transcript has 2 exons. NCBI's taxonomy places the organism in Eukaryota, Metazoa, Arthropoda, Insecta, Hemiptera, Cicadellidae.
AUGUACCUGGGAACUGGAUUGUUCCUCAGUGCCGAGGAAGAGUGGAAGGAGAUUGGAAGAGGAUUCUAUGAACAAUGGAACUUCCCUAAUUACGUGGGAGCCAUAGAUGGCAAGCAUGUUCCUAUAGUUCCUCCACCUGGAAGUGCAUCAUUCUUUUUUAACUACCAGAAGUUCCACAGCCAAGUCUUACUGGGUGUCGCUGACUACGACUACAAAUUGAUCUAUUUUAGUUUUGGUGUAAACGGACGGGUCUCUGAUGGAGAUGUUUUAUCGUAUUGUGAUUUGUAUGAAAAAAUGGCGAAGAAAACUCUAGGUCUACCACAACCAAGUGUGGCUGAUGGCACAUUGUUGCCAUAUGUGUUCAUUGGUGAUGAAGAAUUUGAACUGAGAGAGAACUUGAUGAAGCCAUUCAAUGCGAGUGUGUUGAAUUAUGAGCGACGAAUUUGUAACUACAGGUUCUCGCGAGCACGACGAAUUAUCGAAAAUGUUUACGGUAUUUUAGUUGCUAGGUUUGGAGUUUUACAAAAACCUAUCACCUUGCGUAUCGAUCGCAUAUCAGACGUUGUGCUUGCCUGCUUUGCUCUGCACAACUUUUUGCGAGCAACGUCACCCAACAAGUACACCCCUUCUGACUGCUUGGACGAAGAGAGUGAAGAAGUCCUGAUUCCUGGACUACGUAUCGACUACGCAGUUGUAGGAAACUGCAAAGAAAUCGAAAAGGAGCGAAAGAGACAGAUGGAAAGAAAACGAGGGAUGCAUUUGUAA